AUGAGUUCAGAAAUCAUUGUGUCUCGGCCGCAUUAUGACAGCAGAGCUGCAGCUCAAGGAGUCCAUCAAAAAAGUCCGGCUUUAGAGCAGGAAGUGCCGCCGGCAUCCUCGGGCUCAGCCACAGCUGGGUAUCGCUCUGCUAAAUACACCCCUGCUGAAUGGUUCUCCAACUACCAAGCCAUCCUUGAGCAGGCCGGUACCAACCGCAGAGAUGCCCAGAACAUCCAGCAGGAGUCCAGAACCUUGAGCCAGGACACUGAGGCUGCAGCUUUGAAGACCCAGGCCACAGGAACGCGUCUUCUUGGAGAGAGACUCCAGGAGAUCCACUCCUGGAAGUCUGAGCUGCAGCGGCACAUCGAGCUACUGCAGGCCGACACGGAGUCACUGCUGAUGGUGAAGAAGCGGCUGGAGAGGGCGCUGGAUGCCACCGAGACUCCUUAUGCCAUCGCCACCGAUAAUUUGACCUGCAGAGCACGAAGACUGGGAGCAGAGCUGGUCAGAGACACGGUGGAGGAGGAGCUGCUGAAGGAGGUGGACUUGAUCAGGAGCAUUCAGGCUCUUCUGAAGAAAGCUGCAGCUCAGGUUGUCACUCAGAUCAAGAGGAACCAAGACGCCCAACAAACAUUAGAGAUGGACUGGUCUGAUAAGUGUCAGGCCUACAGCUUUGAUGACGCCUGUGGAAGAAACCAGAACAUGAGUCCAGACACUCAGCGGCACCCCAGUUCUGCUGCCAUGCAGGAGCACGUUUCUACCCCCUCUUCAUGGACAAAGUUUACUCAAGACAACCUGUCAAUGGCCCUGCAGGAGGAUCAUGCCACCAAGAGUCUCAGAAUGCUUGUGGAGCAAAUGCUGCAGGACACCACUGAGGAUCUGAGGGUCCAAUGCGCCAGCGUGGACCGAGCCUUCAGCCUGCGCUGUGAGGACCUUAUUGAGGCCAAGACCCAGCUGGAGACGAAGCUAGCUCAGACUUUGGAGCAAAUUGGUGCCCAGGAGAAGAACAUUGAGGUCCUACAGCAGGCCAUCCACAACAAAGAGGCUCCACUGAGGGUGGCUCAGUCCAGACUCUACCUUCGCUCUCUCAGACCAAACAUGGAGCUCUGCAGGGACCAACCCCAGCUCAGUUUGGAAGGAGAAGUGAGGCAGAUUGAUGCCUCAUUGGAGUCUCUGAAGCAGAAGCUGAGUGAAGCCAGGAGCUCCCUGUCCCACCUGGAGGAGUCAAGGAUGGCUCUUGAGAAGGACAUAAACUGUAAAACCAAUUCACUGUUUAUUGAGAGGGAAAAGUGCAUGAUUCACCGCAAACGAUACCCAACCGUCUCAGUACUCUCAGGAUACUGAACUGGACUUCAUAAUUUGGGAUUGUUCUGCUUGACAGUCUGAAUAGUAUCAUGUGAGAAGUUAAAAUCUUGGAACAUUGUUUUAUAACCCAAGUCUUUUAUCUCCACAACUAUAUUCCUGACUUGUUUGUUGUUUUUCUAAAGGCUCAAACGUUCUCCGGCUCACCGUGUCUCUGUGACUCCAUGCACACUGUCUCUAGAGAGUUAAAAUGUCAUAAUCCAGGGUAUCAAUUUAGUACAUUUCUACUGACAAAUUCCUUCAUUUCUCACAAUUUCAGCCAUGGCAUCAACAAAGAAGUAGGAUGUUCGACACAGAAUAUGUGUACUAAGUUUUAAAAUUUACCUUUGUCCGCUUUGAGUGGACAAAUGUUCUCUUGAGUAUUUCAAUGGAAUGAAGGAUGCCUCAGUAUGUGGGAGCCUUUUGUCUUCUUGAUGGUGUUGUUCAAUGUUGCUCUCUAACAAAUGGCUAAAGUCUUCAAAUAAAUUUUUUUUUCUUCCACUUCACUACUUUUAACUGUUCUGUGAGAUAAAAUCACAUUACAAUAAAAUUUAGUGUGUUUGUAACUUGACACAUUGUGAAAAGGUUGAUUUGGAGUGAGUACCUUUGCAAGGUGCUUCAUUGAACCAGUCACUCUU
Messenger RNA from Gambusia affinis (western mosquitofish), 1970 nucleotides. RefSeq names its product tektin-4-like. NCBI's taxonomy places the organism in Eukaryota, Metazoa, Chordata, Actinopteri, Cyprinodontiformes, Poeciliidae. The transcript has 7 exons. Gene Ontology annotation, biological process: cilium assembly; cilium movement involved in cell motility. Gene Ontology annotation, cellular component: microtubule cytoskeleton; sperm flagellum; nucleus. Bases 1 to 1335 code for a protein of 444 amino acids. The record is from RefSeq and is a predicted model, not a curated record.